AUGACUCCACAAAAGUCAAAUGAAGAAAAAGUAACAUUUAUUUUAUUAUUUUCUCGAAAUCAACCAUCAUGUGAUAUACCAUAUUUAAUGGCACAUCAAGAAGAACGUGUCUGUCCGAUGUUGUUGACAGCAACAUUUUAUUUUAUGCGUGAUCUUGUUGAUUACAGAGCUAUUUCUUUUGAAAAUUCAGUUUAUAUUAUCGGAGGUCGCUACGCAUCAACAGGUCGUCUGUCAUGUGCUGUUUUUAAAUAUGAUGCUGAAAUUGACUUUUGGCGUACAUGUGAUUCAAUGCGAGCUCCACGUAUUUUUGAUUCCAAAAUAUAUGUACUCGGUGGAGAAGGUCUUAAAGGCGCAAUUAUACAAACAGUUGAAGCUUAUGAUCCAACAAUUGAUCGAUGGAAAGAAGUAGGCACAUUACCAAAACCAAGACGAAAUCAUGCAAGUUGUACAAUUAAUGGAAAACUAUGGUCAUGUGGUGGUGUUAGUUCAUUACUUGAAGCUCAAUCGACGAAUGAACUUGUUAUUGUUGAUCCACGUCCAAGUGAAUGGAAACGCUCAUUAACAGAUUUUACAUUACCGAAUCCACGUCAACAACAUUGUUUAGCGUUUGUCAACAAUAAUGUAUUUAUAUUUGGUGGAUGUGAAAAAAAUGGUGAAGAAGUUCAAAAUAUUCAUAAAAUUGCUCGUAUUAAUAAUCCAUCAUCAGAUAGUACACCAAUUUGGGAAGAACUUAGUAAUCGAUUGCACCAUCCACGUACAGACUGUGGUUAUUUUCAAUUAGGCACUUCAUUAUAUAUUGUUGGUGGUUAUAAUAGUGAAACAGGUCGUCCAACUAAAAUGAUGGAACGUAUUGAUUUAACUGAUAAUUCUCGAAUAAAAAUUGAUGAACAAUUUGAAAUUGAUAAAAAUUUAGGAUCUGUUGAUUGUUGUGUUGUACAAACAAACAAAUUUAAUGAACAUCUUUUACCUUUAGCUUCUUAUUUAGAUCAUUGGAUCAUUUGGUAA
This is a messenger RNA of Rotaria sp. Silwood2, 1005 nucleotides long. NCBI's taxonomy places the organism in Eukaryota, Metazoa, Rotifera, Eurotatoria, Philodinida, Philodinidae. The record is from the annotation of a GenBank genome assembly.